UUUUUUUCCUCUGUAUGAUCAUAGAAAGUAGAUAUUUCAGGAGUUUGUUAGUCACAAUAAAAAUUAUCUUCAUCCUCUGUGGUUCAGUUUGGGGUUUUGUGUUUUCAUAAUACACAUAUUUCGGUUCAGGCUAACAAAAAUGGAGUCAGCAGUUUUGACAGUGGACUGCUCUGUAAGGCAUGAGCUGUGCAGCAAUUCUGCCUGCUCUGUGUGGUUUAUAAACAGAGGCUCAAACCCUCAGCCAUGGGUAUGGAUACUAUAUAUCGAGCAGUGAUGUGCCCAGAUUUCAUGUGAGCUGUCAGAUGCUGUUGGUUUAUGUUCACUGCAUUCUUAACUCAUUAUUUCUGCAUUUAGCAGGUUAGUGGUUUGAUUAGUGGUUAUAAACUUAAGUUGAGUUGUGAAUGUGUGCAAAUCAUUUAUUAGAGUAGCUUGUCCUUUUAAACUACACUGGGCACAUCUGACGGUUUAAAAGAUGCGCGUUGUAUUAGCAGAAAUUCUCAGAUGCUAAAUAAAUUCCUCUGAGGAUAACAAUUGUACUGCUUGAAUGAAAUUUUGUUGGGCAGAUGUUGUCAGGAAGAAUUGGGAGUUUUGUUCUGAAAAAUAUUCCAUAAAAGAAAUCCAGAGUGAUGUGCCCGUGAUCACACAGGAAGUCUAUAGCUGAGUACAGUGUUCAACUCAUGUCUGCCAAAGUUUAUCCCUUGCCAUGCUACCUUUUAAUGUUUUGCAUUAUUUAUUUUUUAGAGAUUGUAUCAGCUGUGUGGGUAAAAAGAUGGAUUUUUAUUUCGCUUUUUUAAUUGUUAAGUCCUUAAUUUUCAAUGCUCAUUUUUGUUUAUGAACAAUAUGAAGGUAGUAAUUUCAUUGGAGCGUGGGGUUUUUUUUCUCUUGUUGUAGAUUGUUGUUCUGCAUUGUUUUGUCUGAAGAACUCUGCAGGUCACUUAUUUUUCAAUAACGUGAUGCUGUAAAGACACAUUUGAGAUUCAUGCCUGUAGCAUAUCUUGCAGCAUCCUAAGAAAUUCUGUGUGAAAUUGCUGCAAAAGCAGAGAUGAUUGUACAAAGAGUAGUGCUGAAUUCACGGCCUGGUAAGAAUGGAGUGCCAAUGGCUGAGAACUUCAGGCUGGAGCAAAGUACAAUAGCAGAUACAGUCCAAGCGGGACAAGUGCGUGUUAAAACUCUCUAUCUCUCAGUGGACCCCUACAUGCGCUGCCGAAUGAAUGAGGACACGGGCUCGGAUUACUUGCAGCCCUGGCAGCUCUCUGAAGUUGCUGAUGGCGGGGGCAUUGGGGUUGUGGAGGAGAGCAAGCACCAGAACCUUGCUAAAGGAGACUUUGUAACCUCCUUCACUUGGCCCUGGCAGACAGUGGCAAUUCUUGAUGGAAACUCGCUACAAAAGCUGGUUCCACAGCUUGUGAAUGGACGCCUUUCCUACUUUCUGGGUGCAGCUGGCAUCACGGGGCUGACAGCCCUGCUGGGAAUCAGGGAGAAGGGACACGUGGCCGUGGGUGCAAAUCAGACCAUGGUGGUGAGCGGAGCGGCCGGCGCCUGCGGCUCUUUGGCCGGCCAGAUUGGCCGUCUGGAGGGCUGCUCUAGAGUGGUGGGGAUUGCUGGCACAGAUGAGAAGUGCUCCAUUUUGGUCCAAGAAAUGGGGUUUGAUGCUGCUAUCAAUUACAAGAAGGGGGAUGUGGCAAAACAACUACGUGAACUCUGCCCAGGUGGUGUGGAUGUGUACUUUGACAAUGUUGGUGGAGACAUCAGUGAUGCUGUUAUAAGUCAGAUGAAUCAGAACAGCCAUAUCAUCCUGUGUGGACAGAUUUCUCAGUAUAACAAAGAUGUGCCUUAUCCCCCUCCACUGCCUGCUGACACAGAAAAAAUACGGAAAGAAAAGAACAUCACAAGGGAAAGAUUCUUGGUGUUGAACUACAUGGACAAACAAGAAGCUAGUGUAUUACAACUCUGCCAGUGGAUCCAAGAAGGUAAAUUGAAGGUCAGAGAGACUGUGGUUGAAGGCUUAGCAAACAUCGGUGCUGCUUUCCAGUCCAUGAUGAAUGGAGGCAAUAUUGGAAAACAGAUCGUCUCAGUUUCGAAGUAAAAUCAGUGGUUCAAGAAAAAUAAUUGCAUUCGGUCUCUAACAGUGGGCAAGUUUUUACUUAUACUAGUUUCCAUUUCUUAAAUAAACCAUUAAGUUGUUCUGUAUGUACUGAAAGCAGAGAUUUUUGGGAUGCUAAUAAAUUAAACUGAAC
This is a messenger RNA of Ficedula albicollis (Collared flycatcher), 2237 nucleotides long. It is a transcript of the gene PTGR2, whose product is annotated as prostaglandin reductase 2. Lineage: Eukaryota; Metazoa; Chordata; Aves; Passeriformes; Muscicapidae. Gene Ontology annotation, biological process: prostaglandin metabolic process. The transcript is spliced from 10 exons. The coding region runs from base 1043 to 2086 and encodes 347 amino acids. The record is from RefSeq and is a predicted model, not a curated record. Gene Ontology annotation, molecular function: 15-oxoprostaglandin 13-reductase [NAD(P)+] activity.